CGAUCCUCGCGAUUCUAAUGUAUUGUUGCUUUUGUGCUGCGGACGUGGGCCUGUGUGAUGUUGUUGGUAUUAAGAACAUGUGGUGCAAAGCGUGCUUUCAGCAAGAGCAAUGUUGACCGAGUGUUACGUGACAUCGGGGAAGGUGAAGUUCGGCGCAUGUUUCCCGCGCCUCCGAACGACGGGGGCGUAGAGACGCGAGCGAGAACGUGAUCUUCCGGAAUAGCAACAAGCUUCCAUCAAAAAGGCAGCCUUCGUUAUCUGUGAGCGACGCACGCUGCUGAAGCCACCGUGAUGGGUUAAGCCGUUGGUUACUGCAAAGCGCCGCCGUUCCAACCGCUACGACGCAGCUCCUUUCGACCAUGGGUCUGUUUCUCAGGGUUCAGCGCAGUGCUCGCAGCGUCCUACUGCUGUCCAAGCGGCGCGCGCUGUUGCGCUUUUGUAAAUUUAAUCCGGGGGCCUUCUUGAUUAGCCUAUUUCUCGUGUCCCUGUGGUUGAGCGCGUUGCGUUGUCCGACGUGGCUGAGCGGCGACCACAUCGUUUACUCCGAAGCUGACAUCGAACGCAACGCGAGCGAGUGUCCGUGGACCCCUCGCCAAGGGCACCAACUGUCCUGGCUGAGCAUCGACUCGCGCAUCAAGUGUGCGGCAAACCGCGGCGGUGCCGUUGUCGUGCAGAGGAGCGUCAACCGAACUCUUCUCAAGGAACUGGAAAGCAAAUUGCUUCCGGGCGGCCGCUGGUCGCCGCCCUUCUGCAGGUCGCCACACUUUGUGGCCGUCGUCGUUCCGUACCGAGACCGGAGCGAGCACCUAGACUUGUUCCUGCAGCACAUGCACCCGUUUCUGCAGCGGCAGCAGCUGCAGUACGGCGUGUUCGUAGUCGAGCAAAGCGAGCGACACGCGUUCAAUCGGGCCAAGUUGUUCAACAUCGGCUUCGCCGAGGCCCUAGCUCGAGACAGCUACUGCUGCUUCGUCUUCCACGACGUCGACCUGCUGCCCAUCGACGCGAGGAACGUGUACCGCUGCGAGCGGUUCCCCCGCCACCUGAGUUCCGCGAUCGACGUGUUCCGUUUUGUGCUGCCAUACCCGGAUCUCUUCGGCGGCGCCGUCGCCGUCAGGGCCGAUCAGUUCCGCGAGCUGAACGGCUUCUCCAACGAGUUCUUCGGCUGGGGAGGCGAGGACGACGACCUCCAGAGGCGCAUCCGUGCCCGGGGCCUGUCCGUCAUACGGUGGCCGAGCUCCGUGUCGCGCUACACCAUGCUGGCACACACCAAGGCGAAGCCCAGCCUGCAGAGGCAGGAACUUCUCAGGAAUGCCGAGUCGAGGUACGAAAUGGACGGUCUCAACAACCUCCGCUACCAGGUCCUCGCCCUGGAGGAGAAGCCUUUGUACACGAGGAUUCUGGUGGAUGUCGAUCCACCAGCCCAACCAGAAGGCAUCCCAGGGCUGGUAGACAUGCAGCGCGCCAAAGGAAGGCACGCACUCCUGGGGGCUGUUUGAUAUUAGGCUGUUCGUGCUCACUGCGAAACGUGUAUGCAGUUGUGGCACAUUUAUGCUUUGAAGCCCGCAGAACGAGCGUAACUACUCGGAAGUCUCGUGCAGUUGCCAGGUUGAACAAAAGGAACUACUUUACUUUCUUCAGCUGCAACCCUUAGCAACAGUGAUGGUUGGUGCAUCGCACUGAGGCUUGUAUGUGAUAGAAAAAAACUUAUAUUGAUGGUAUGUUGCCUGCCACACUUGUGGUGAAAUGUUGGCAUUAAUUGACAGCUGGAUUUAGAUGGAAGAAGGAUGCUAUUCAUGUAUUAUGCGACAGAAACUAGUGCAAUAAUCCAUGUGGGAGUUGCACCAACUGGUACCAACAAGCGCAUGACAGCUCAGUGAACAGAAAUGUUUGAGGGAGGCAGCUUGCAGUAUAGCGCAGCUGUGUGUUAAAACUUGAAGUCUUUUGUUUCUCCUUAUAAUUGGCACAUGUAGAAAAUCCCUAAGAAAUGCAUAGUGUCCUCCUGAAUGCUAAGGAUAUUGACUUUAUACCAGAUGCACUGAGCAGUUGCAGUGUCCACCUCACUGCAUCCCAUGUUUUUGAAACGCAUGUGCAAGAAGCAGUGCCUUGUGAACGAUGUCUAGAUUGAGGUUAUAGUGACCCACCUAGUGCCAAUGCAGUGCAUGUAUCCGUUCAUAUGCCAACAGCAACACCUCCGCCCAUGCAAAGCACAUAUUGUAGAGCAGCCUCUGCACAAAACUUUGCACUUGACAUACGAGCAAAUGUGCCAUGAAAGGUUAGCAAAAAUGUCUGCUUUUCGAUAUUGAGAAAUCUUGUCGUUACUGUGCGCUAGAAGACUAAGUGGCAUGCCUGAUGUGACAUGCUGGUAUUUGCACCAUAUGACACACAUCAUGUGCUCCUUAGAGGCUGUUAAAGGGAAAGCUAGAAGCCCUGUGGGUUUGCCAAGGUCGCUUAAUUUGUGUGUACUACCUUUUUGUAAGCACUUAAACAUCACUAAAAUGUAGCUGCAGCUGGCCUUUAACAAGCUGGCAAAAGCACUAGAGUUGCAGAAGGCGAUAGAAAACUUGGUAAUUUCACCAGUUGCUUAUUGUUCAUAAUAGAAGCCGACUGUGGUACAACUCAUCUUUGUGCUAGCACUGUAAACUUGGAGGAUGACUUGGGGGUCAGGUGAUGGCUGUUUUUGGUACCACGAUUUGCUUAACAAGGCAAACGUUAAGUGGACAUGUGUUCUUAUAAUACCAUUCCAGAAACUUUGUGGCACUUUUUUAUGUCAAGAAAAUGUUUAAUCCUUUGCAGUCACAAGCCCUUACCCAAUACGCAGUCGUUCCAGUCAGAAGCCUCUCUGCACAUUUGGGGUGCCAUGCAGAAAGAACGCUCAGGUGCAACAAACAUAUGUUAGGGUAUUUAUUUGAGAGAUAUUUAUACCCUCGGCUGCCAGCGGUACUUGAAGCAGUAUGCAGGUUGGAGGCCAGGAUUUGCACUGCACGUCAUUCAGCAGAGGACAGUCACCAACAGCAAGGACAGCGCAGUCCCUGCUGUUGCCAUUUGUAGUCUUGUUUGGGAAAUGCACCACUCAAAUGAAAUCCUCCUCGGCGCUAGAAUCAUCAUCAGACUCCCUAAAUUCACGCAAGUGCCAUGCAUACAAUGUCCAUACUGAAAAUGUCACCAUCCAGUCAGCAUACGCACACCAAAUUGCAUGCGAAAAUAUUAAGUUUCCUCGAAAAAGUGCUGCCCUCAGCUGGAGACAACAAAAACUGCGAUUUGCAAUUGUAUAGCAAUGCCGAGAGUUGGUGCAAACCACCCAAAUAAACAGAGAAUGCAAGCAAGCAUGCACAUCAGGAGCACGUUGACGUGUGAUUGAAGCAUGGCAGCGUGGCCCUGACACAUGACCACAAAGGCAUGAAGGCUCCGCACAUCUUUAGUGCCCAUCCCCGCUCAAGAGAAGGGUUCGGUAUGUGCCGUCAUGAUCUACCCAACAAGUGGCGCCUAGGUUUCUUGCCAAAAAUGACCUGAAAAGUGUGACCACCGAGCCAGCCAAUAACAUGCCACGGACAUGUCGUAUUCUCUCACUAAGAGCUAGAGUGAGUUUCACAAUCGAGCAGAGCUGUCACAUCACUGAAACGAAGCUGAAGUGCUGGGAUACCAAAGAAGGCCGCUCAGUGGUUGUCGGCAAAACUUCAUGGUUAACAAGGAGCGACAUUAUCGCCAACAACGUAAUUUUUUGUGCAGUUGGUGCAGCAGGCGCCUCAGAAUACACAACAGAACAGUUUGUCUUGCUCCACCUACACGAGCGCGUCUAAGGUGUUGGUGUGGAACCAACCAGAACUACGGCAUCUUUGGCUCACGCUGCACUCCGACGGAAGGUUCCUGCCACUCACUGUUCCGAACUGACCACGGUAGCACUGUUUAUCUACUGGAGGCUCAAGUAAGCAUAGACCAUUUCACAGGAGAGAAAAAAACUCCUCUAUGCUGGGCUGCACGCGGGAGUACAAAGGCUGACAUCACAGCCUCAGCAGUGCAUUUUUAAGGGUCAUGCCUAUUUAGCGCAGCCCAGAGAAGAUCGUGGCGGCGCCCAGGGAGCCGUCUGUGAAAAGGUCUAUAGAGACACUGAAAGUUCUGCAGCUUGAUUACAAUAUCUGCCAUAACAACAAACAGCCAAGCGCAAUGUGAACAAGUGUCUCUUGUAUCUUCAACCAUGGCCUCCGUGAUUACCUCCGGCUGUGCUCCAUUGCCAGAGCUAAUUGCGGAGGCCAGGCUUAAACAGUGUUGCUGUUGCAGACGAGAUCACAUACCGAAAAUGACGUCACCGCGUUUGCUCAAAGACUCCCGGCUGCUGCAGCCGCUGUUUUUCGCUAAAAAAUGCUGUUUGCAUUCUCUUUUGAGAAAUCUCACAUCGACAUUUGAAUUCAGCAGUUAACAAACUGUGAUUACACACCCCAAAAGCGCUUCAGCUUCUGUUUAACGAAACCAUAAAAGUGCGUGGACAAUGAAACUUGUCAGCCAUCCCCCACAUCAUUGUCAAGAGAUGGCACGUUUUUGGCUCUCACUACUUGAGUCUGGCUUUUCUUGUAGUAAGCAAAAGCAGAGCCUGUAAAAUUGGUGGCUGUUACUUGCAGGAAAUAUUCACUGCAGGGUAAGUUUUAGCACUGCCUAGGCUAACAUCAAUGAGGUGCUCCCUCUAAGAAAUGCAUAGCUAGCAUUUUAUUCAGUCUUACAAUGUGCUGCAAUGAUCUUUGAGUGGUUGUGACAGGAUUAUAUUGAGUAUGGUCUACGUCACUCACUUCUCACACUAUAUAACACCGGCAUAGGGUGUCCCCCCACCCCCCCCCCUCCGAAACGGUUUCAAUCACUGGCAUGUCUUUGUGGUAGAACCCCUGCUUGCCACGCCAAAAGCCUGGAUUCAGUGCCAGCUCAAGUCCACGAUUUUUAUUAUUCGCAUCCAUUGCACCUUUUUGCUCGCAGACAAUGGCAACACCGGAAUUCCUGUGAAACAAGCUCUUUAACGCUCUUGCGUUAAACUGGUUUUUAGGUUUAGUGCAAUUUCAUGCCAAGUAGUACAGUAAGGUGAAGCCCAUUUGCCUCAUGCCUGUGGUAGCUGGGAAUGUGUCACUGCUGUAGCCUAGAGAACGGCCUGCAACUUGCAGGCAGUGGACAAAGGCGAUGCCUCCUUUAUGCAGUGCUAUUUACAAGCUCUCAUAUAUACACAUUUUUUGUUUGUUUGGCAGGUGUAACACAUUCUUACCAUACUUUCAUUUCACGAUCCUGUCUUUGUGCAUUCUAUUCGGCCUUGCAUUUGCAAUCAGUGCAAGGCCCUACCAAAGCAGGAUGGAGCAGCAAGUGGGCCUUCCAAUGUGAAAGUGAUUUAGAGCAUACAAAGCAAAUCUGCAUGGGUUUCCCCAAGCACCUUCUGAUGCAGUUCACAGAGUGAACUGCAUCAGAAGAAGGGAUCACAAGUGCUGGAGAAGCACUGAUGCAAAUGAGAUAGGCAUUGCAUGUCUUUAAGGUCGAUUGUCCCGUUUUUACUUUGCUUAGUGAAAAAUCCAGACGAGCACUUCUUCCUUUUAAGCUUGCUGAUAGGAAUGUGUUUCAUCAGAUGCCAUCAUGCUGUGUGUUGAAAAGUGUUCUUUAAGGGCACAGGGUAAGCCCUAUGCAUCCCAUGCAUUUUUGGCCAUUUUGAGGUACCGUUUUCUCAGUGACUAAAAGGGGUAUCCACAUAAUUGAUACAUCAUCUUUUUUUCAAAGUUUUCCGUUCUUUUAACUGAAGCAGAUUUAUUUAUAUCUGACUAAUAUUACAAUCUUGGUGAAUUUUUUACCGUUAGGACCUAAAUUUUGAGUUAAUUUGUAUCUUUGAAAAUUUAUAACACAAAAACUGUAAAGUGUAUAACCUCACGUCUGCUUCAGCAGUUGUGUGCAUAUAUGUAAAACACAAGAAAAAAUAAUCAACUGGUUAUCUUGGAAUACAUAGGAAAUAAUGGUACCUAAGUGAUAAAAAACAUGGUUUUGAGAUAAUUGAGUUUAAAUUUAGUGAACAGGUUAAAAGCGAACAUACCUUGCCACAAACACCGUUCAACUGUUCUAUUUAGUAGCUACGAGCUUGGUAAUUAUUGCCAAAGUGAAUUUUUAACUUUCGAGGCUGUCGUCUUGCUUGCCUUGCUUUUUUUGUGGGCUGUCAUGCUGCUCUAUCCACAAUUUAUCGUCAACUGUGGUCAACUUUAUCCAGCAAAUUGACUGUAUUCUGGCCAAGCUCCAAUUGUAAUUAUUUCAGAAUUUUGACUUGCGCGAUACUGCCAUCAUUAAACGAAGGAACGACAUCCAAUGUUGGAAAGGUGGCUUUUCAAGGGCUCGUUUUUCUUUGUUAGAUACAAUAUUAAUGAGAACUAACAGACAAUAAUGCAAAGGAAAGUAUAGGGGAUGUUACUUGUAGUAAUUAGGAUAUAAAUGUGAAGAAAGUUAAAGUGGACGAAAAGAUAGCUUGCUGCCGGCAGGGACCGAACCUGCGACCUUCGAAUAACGCGUCCGAUGCUCUACCACUGAGCUACGGCGGCGGUCAUCCCCCCGUCUGCUUUUUGGGGUAUAUAUGUGCAUUUUAAAGCUAGGUCUCAUUCUGGCAGGCUUGAUGCCUUCAGCUAGUAUGCGAGGGAUUAUUGGUCAGCUCCAGGCUCGUAAAAAAAAAAAA
Molecule: messenger RNA, 6673 nt
Organism: Rhipicephalus sanguineus (brown dog tick)
Lineage: Eukaryota; Metazoa; Arthropoda; Arachnida; Ixodida; Ixodidae
Product: beta-1,4-galactosyltransferase 1
Exons: 2
Coding region: 360-1496 (378 amino acids)
Biological process (GO): glycosphingolipid biosynthetic process; carbohydrate metabolic process
Molecular function (GO): N-acetyl-beta-glucosaminyl-derivative 4-beta-N-acetylgalactosaminyltransferase activity
Source: RefSeq, a predicted model, not a curated record